This is a messenger RNA of Trypanosoma rangeli, 846 nucleotides long. Its product is annotated as soluble N-ethylmaleimide sensitive factor (NSF) attachment protein. Lineage: Eukaryota; Euglenozoa; Kinetoplastea; Trypanosomatida; Trypanosomatidae. The coding region runs from base 1 to 846 and encodes 281 amino acids. The record is from RefSeq and is a predicted model, not a curated record. Gene Ontology annotation, cellular component: vacuolar membrane; SNARE complex. Gene Ontology annotation, molecular function: soluble NSF attachment protein activity; syntaxin binding. Gene Ontology annotation, biological process: SNARE complex disassembly; intracellular protein transport. The transcript has a single exon.
AUGUCCGCGGAGAGCCAGUACCAACAGGCCGAAGGCAAGAUAAACAGAUUUUUAUUCAAGGACUACGAAGGGGCGAUGGAACUAUUUGAAGCAGCAGCCGUGCGGUUUAAGUUUGCGAAGGACUACAACCGUGCCGGGGAGGCAUACAUACGGGCCAGUGAUUGCGCGGUCAAGUGCAAAAACAAGCUGAUUGCCUGUCAGGCCCACGCGAAAGCCGUGAACGCGUACAUGAAAACGGACCUGAACCAGGCAGCCCAAAUUUUAGACGCUGCCACCGCCCUACAAAUUGAUAGCAAUAAGUUGAGCGAUGCCGCAAAGCUGGAGGAGGAAUUUGCAGAGGCUCUUUGCAAAGUUUCUCGGGGGAUGGAGGCAAUCCCUCACUAUGAGAAGGCUACGCAGUACUUCAGCGCGGAAAACAUGAAGUAUCGAACCCAGGCCUGCAUGGCUGCCAUGGCAAAAAUAUAUGGUGAAAAUGACAUGUUUGAUAAGGCCUUGGCGCUUUACGAGGAGGUAGGUAACAUGGCUGCGGACGGUUCGCUGCCCUACCAGGCGAAGGAGUUUUUUUUUCGAGCCAUGCUCUGCCGCUUUGCCAUCGUGACAGAUGAUAAUCGUCUUGAAAAAGGCGCUGAGGCGUUGGAGGCGCUUGAAACCUACAUGGCGCGCGACAAGUAUUUGAAGAACACUCGUGAGACGGAAUUCCUUCAGAUGUGCGCCGAGGCGGUGGAAGGGGCUGACAUGAAUAAGUUCGAUGCAGCUGUAUCACUUCUUAACGAUCUCCACAUGCUGGACGAGUGGAAGAGCCACGUUUUGCUUGUCGUCAAAAAAAAUAUAGAGAGUAUUCGGUAA